AAAACUGUCUUAACAUUUCCCGCCAAACACAAAACAACAGGGACGAUAUUUCAGAUGCAAAAAUGCAAUAUUUUGAUUAGGAAGCAAAAGAUAAAAUGGUCUUACAGAACAGUGGGAGAUUUAAGGCCGAUCGAUCGGAUAAGACCGAAAGAUAUGGUACCAAUCGAGAAGAUUCUUCUGAAAAGAGAUUACAGCGAGCGACCCUGAACGAUGAAACUGAUACAAAGUUUGGAUUUGAAAGAUACAAGGAUCCGGUGGAGAGGACAGGAUGGCUUAUCAACAUGCAUCCGGCAGACAUUUUGGAUGAAAACAAGAGACUCAUUAGUGCUGUGGACUACUAUUUCUUGGAAGAAGAUGGUGGACGAUUUAAGGCAACCUUGCCAUUUCGCCCCUACUUUUUCGUGGCCACCAAGAAGGAGUUUGAGCGAGAAGUGGCGUCAUUCCUCACCAAGAAGUUUUCUGGAAAAGUUACCUCAGUGGAAACGGUGUAUAAAGAGGAUUUAGAUCUGGCCAAUCAUCUAGUGGGCUUGAAGAGAACCUACCUCAAGCUGUCCUUCCUCUCUGUGGAGGACUUGACCAAGGUCAAGCGGGAGAUCAACCCCGCCGUCACAAAGAAUAAGGAGCGCGAGAAGUCCAGCGAAGCCUACACAGCCAUGUUCUCCAGCUACUUGACUGGCGACAACAAUGCCGCCAAUUCCAAAAAGAUGGUUGACCAGAUGGACAACUUGCUGGACAUCAGAGAAUACGAUGUACCAUACCACGUGAGGGUGUCAAUCGACCUGAAGAUAAAUGUAGGUCACUGGUACUCGGUCCGUGGGCGUGGCUCUCUACCUGUGGAGAUUCGACCUCGAGAAGACUUGGUGGACAGGCCGGAUCCUGUCAUCAUGGCGUUUGACAUUGAGACGACUAAACUCCCACUCAAGUUUCCCGACUCUGCCACCGACCAGGUGAUGAUGAUAUCCUACAUGAUUGACGGCCAGGGUUACCUAAUUACUAAUAGAGAGAUCGUCGCCCAGGAUGUCGAGGACUUUGAGUACACACCACGGCCAGAGUUUGAGGGUCCUUUCAUCAUAUUUAACGAACCUGAUGAGAUGACCUUGCUGCGGCGAUUUUUUGACCACAUACUGGACGUGAGACCACACAUCUUUGUGACUUACAAUGGAGACAUGUUUGAUUGGCCAUUUGUGGAAUCGAGAGCUGCUCUCCAUGGAUUGGACAUGUCGCAGGAAAUAGGCUUCCAGAAGGAUAUCCAAGGAGAAUACAAGUCUCGACCAUCUAUACACAUGGACUGUCUACGCUGGGUAAAACGAGACAGUUACCUUCCUGUAGGUAGUCAAGGCCUAAAAGCUGUUGCCAAGGCCAAGCUGAGGUACAACCCAGUAGAAAUGGAUCCUGAGGAUAUGUGUCGUAUGGCUAGUGAGGAACCACAGGUGCUCUCUAACUACUCCGUGUCCGACGCUGUAGCUACCUACUACCUGUACAUGAAGUAUGUCCACCCGUUCAUAUUUGCCCUGUGUACGAUCAUCCCUAUGGAGCCAGACGAGGUGCUAAGGAAGGGAUCCGGAACGCUGUGUGAGGCCCUUCUCAUGGUCCAGGCCUAUCAUGCCAACAUCGUAUUCCCCAAUAAACAGAUAGCUGUAUUCAACAAGCUCACGGAGGACGGACAUGUACUGGACUCUGAGACAUAUGUAGGAGGUCACGUAGAGGCACUGGAGUCCGGAGUGUUCAGAGCCGACCUUCCCUGCAGGUUUAGAAUGGUGCCGGAAGCGUUCCAAAACCUCAUAGAUAAGGUGCACAAGACCAUGAAGCAUGCUAUCGAAGAGGAGGAAAAAAUUCCCAUGGAUACAGUGACGAACUUAGACGAGGUCUGCACGGACAUCAUUGAACGUCUGGCCAUGCUGCGGGACUGUCCGAACCGCCUGGAAAACCCCAUCAUUUAUCAUCUGGAUGUGGCGGCCAUGUACCCAAACAUCAUUCUCACCAACAGACUACAGCCUCCAGCAAUUGUAGACGAGGCAACGUGUGCUGCGUGUGACUUUAACAAGCCCGGUGCUGUGUGUCAGCGUCACAUGACAUGGAUGUGGAGAGGAGAAACAAUGCCUGCCUCACGCAGCGAGUUCCACCGGAUACAACAACAGUUGGAGAAUGAAAAGUUCCCGCCAUUUGCCCCUGGAGGGGAACCCCGGGCAUUUCACCAGCUCAACCGUGAGGAGCAGGCAACCAUAGAGAAAAAACGAUUGGCUGACUACUGUAAAAAGGCCUAUAAAAAGGUCCAUUCUACGAAGAUGGAGGAGAGAACCGCCACAAUUUGUCAGAGAGAAAACUCUUUUUACGUCGACACUGUCAGGGAUUUCCGAGACAGACGUUAUGAAUUUAAAGGGCUUGUGAAGGUGUGGAAGAGGAAAUUAGCAGAGGCUGAGGAAUUGAAAGAUGCAGCUGAAAUAAAACGUGCCAACGGUAUGGUGGUCCUUUACGACUCGCUCCAACUCGCCCACAAGUGUAUUCUGAACUCUUUCUACGGUUAUGUGAUGAGAAAAGGAGCUCGUUGGUACAGUAUGGAGAUGGCCGGAGUUGUGUGUUACACUGGGGCUCACAUCAUCACCAAAGCGAAGGAAAUCGUCGAACAGAUCGGGCGCCCUCUGGAGCUAGACACAGAUGGUAUUUGGUGUGUUUUACCCGCAACUUUCCCUGAAAACUAUGUCCUCAAGACUACAAACCCGAAGAAAGCAAAAGUGACCGUCUCCUACCCAGGGGCAAUGCUCAAUAUCAUGGUCAAGGAAUUCUUCACCAACGACCAGUAUGAGGAGUUAGUAGACCCUAACAAGCUCCAGUACUCAUUACGCAGUGAGAACUCCAUCUUCUUCGAGGUGGACGGUCCAUAUCUCGCUAUGAUUCUCCCCGCGUCUAAGGAGGAAGGCAAAAAGCUCAAGAAGAGAUACGCUGUCUUCAACUUUGAUGGUUCUCUUGCUGAGCUAAAGGGAUUUGAGGUAAAAAGGAACGGUGAGUUGGAGCUGAUCAAGAUCUUCCAGUCGUCAGUGUUUGAGGCGUUCCUGAAGGGUGAUACACUGGAGGAGUGUUACGCAGCAGUCGCCAAGGUGGCCGACUACUGGCUAGACGUCCUCUUCAGCAAGGCUGCCAAUAUGCCAGACUCUGAACUCUUUGAGUUGAUCGCCGAAAAAAAGAGAAUGUCUAGAACUCUGGAGGAUUAUGGUUCCCAGAAGUCCAUGUCCAUCAGCACAGCGAGGCGAUUGGCCGAGUUUCUCGGUGACCAGAUGGUGAAGGAUGCAGGUGUAAGUUGUAACUACGUCAUCUCCAAGAAGCCAGACGGUGCCCCUGUUACUGAAAGGGCUAUACCACUGGCAAUCUUUCAAGCAGAGCCAAGUGUACGGAAACAUUACCUGAGAAAAUGGCUGAAGUCUCCCGCAACCAAUGAAUUUGAAAUUCGAGAGAUCCUUGACUGGGAGUACUACGUAGAAAGACUCGGUGGAUCUGUUAUGAAGAUCAUCACCAUUCCAGCAGCAUUACAAUUGGUAGCCAAUCCAGUUCCUCGAAUCCGCCACCCUGACUGGCUUCACAAGAAGUUACUGGAGCGUAAUGAUGUGUUCAAACAGAAAAAAAUCAGCGAGAUAUUUGCACCCACUCAGCGACAGAAACUCCAGCAAUCUUCUGAGGAACUGUUUCCUGACAGUGAACAGCAGAGGUCAACGGUAGACAUUGAGGAUAUCGGGGGUCGGUCUCGAGGCAAAACUGGAUUGGGGAUGGCCAUAGCUCACAAACGGAAACGAACAAGCCUGGACAACACCGACACCAGUCAGAACGAGUCUCAGUUACUGGAGAGCUCGCAAACGUGGCGGGAAAUGCUGGGACCGGCGCCACCUAUGGGUAAAACAAAGGAGGAGCGUGCAGUCUGGCUGGAGUACCACAAGAAGAAAUGGGAGCUUCAGGCGAAGGACCGACAGGAUCGGAAACGGCGCAGGGUCGACUUUGGUGAUGCUCCCUCGGGCCGAGCGGUCAGUAGCCGGACUGGACUUGGAGGAUUCCUGCGCCGGACGGCUCGCAGUAUCAUGGACAUGCCUUGGCAGAUAGUACAGCUGAUGGAGACAAGCUACCCCGGUCAAUACAAGCUGUGGGCUCUCAUCGGGAGUGACCUCCAUGCCAUGAAACUCAACGUACCUCGCAUCUUCUACGUCAACCAGAAAUCACCGAAGGAGGGCGAGGGAGCAUUGUGGAAGAAGGUGAUUAAGACGUUACCACGGUCCCACCCUGUGUUCAACCUUUACGAGUACAACGUACCGGAGGACGUCUACCAGGAGCAUAUCAAUGAGAUCAGUGCUGACUUAUCAUCCCCCGACAUUGAGGGUGUGUACGAGACACAAGUUCCUUUGGAGUUCCGUGCACUUGUCCGGGUGGGAUGUGUCGCCACCGUCAACCGUGACUUCGCCAAGUACAUGUCUGGCAGGGAGACCGACACGUUUGACAUGGAGAACCUUGACUUUCGGACACUGGCCCAGUUUACUUACUUGGAGCCUGGCGCCAUUAAACACCUGUACCUGUACCAUCACAUCUGCGGGACCAAGUCUAUAUUUGGGCUGUUUUUCCCAAUGUCCAAGAAGGCCACAGUUUUUGUAGUGGACACUGUCCGAAGUGACCAGAUGCCCAACCUCUCGGCUCUCUACAACGGAGAGCGCAAUGGAAAGGUAUCAAAGGGUGCCGCUGAAGAGAUGUUACCGCCCUCCCAUCACACAUUUGACAUCAAACUGGAGAAGGAUGUUCGCCAGGUCCACCGAACCAUCCAGAGGAUACUGUCCGCCUACAAGGACGAGAAACGAGGACCGACAUUUAUAGCUGUCCAAUCACCACAUGAUUUCCAACACCUGACUUCAAGCAUGCCAGGUCUCCAAGACUUCCCUCUAGUACCUGUACACAUCUCAGACAGUGAUACCCUAUAUAAUGUGUUAGACUGGCAGAGAGUCGGGAGUCGACGGAUGUUACAGCACUACCUCAACGUCGACAUCAUCCUCCAUGCGAUGGUAGAGCAGUGCCGUUACCUCCACAUACCCGUGGGCAACAUGCCACGUGACAUCACACUGUAUGGCUGCGACUUGUUCCUGGCCCGCCACCUCCACAAACACAACCACAUCCUGUGGUGUUCUACAACUGAGCGACCAGACCUCGGGGGCAAGGAGGCAGAUGACAGCAGGCUGUGUAUGGAACUAGAGGAGAAUAGCAGUGUAGAAUUGAACCAACCGGGUACCUUCCCCAGUGUAUGUGUGGAGCUAGACAUCGCCAGUCUGGCUGUCAACACCAUUAUAGAGUCAUCCCACGUAAAUGACCAGGAGGGAGCGAGUGCUGCGAGUUUCGACACAAUGCCGCAGUCGUCGUUGGAGGACAUGGUCCAGGGACAAGGUGCUGCCACCUAUCUGGCCAGCUACGACGAGACCGCACUGUGCUCAACCACGUUCCGUAUCCUAAAGAGUAUGGUACAGGGCUGGGUCAAGGACGUGACGAUGUACGGAAAUGUGUUCGCAGACAACCAGAUCAUACACUUCUACAGGUGGCUGCGAUCCACCGGAGCUCAGCUCUACGAUCCAGCACUGAGAAGGACUCUGCACAACAUGAUGAAAAAAGUCUUCAUGCAGUUGAUAGCAGAAUUCAAACGCCUUGGAUCAACGAUAGUGUACGCCAACUUUAAUCGAAUUGUUCUGUGUACAAAGAAGCGCCGCCUGGUGGAUGCUCUAUCCUACGUGGAGUAUAUCACCAACAGCAUAAAGUCCCGAGAGUUAUUCCACUUGGUUGAACUCUCCUAUGAGCAGUGCUGGGAGUACUCUAUUUGGUUGGAUCCAGCUAAUUACGGGGGAGUGAAGGGAAGACUGCCAUCGGCUGCAACGACGGACAGUUCCCAACCCGACCCCGACCGAGAGGCGGAACAAGAUAGUGAGGAUGAGGAGCCAAAACAGGCGGAGGAGGAGGAGCUUAAUAAGUCAGAUGAGGGGGAGGAGCCAGAGAUUGAGAUGAAUUGGAAUAUCAUGCAUUUCCUACCGGAAGCUGGAGCGUGUCAGACAAACUUUAAUAUGAUAGUGGCGGGUUACAUACUGUCGGUGUAUACGAACGUGAUGGAGGAACACCAGCGACUCACGCCAGGGAACACGCCGGUCAAACGUCGCCACAACUCCCAGUCACAGUCACAGCAGAAACCUCUGGAUACGAGUGCGACCCCGGCCACUGUGACAUUUUCUCAGGAACUGAUAGCUGGCGAACUUGCUCAGCAGAUGUUUGCUAUUACGCAGAAAAUUCAGAAGAAGCUGGCUGGAAACACAAACAAUGCUGCCAUAGAGUUCCCUCAGAGACCUGGCUCUCACCUGCUGCUGAAAAACCCGGCCCUGGAGUUCGUCAAGUGUGUCUGUCAGGUGUUGGCCUUGGACAGUAAUAUCACCCUACAGAUCUCCAAGCUGAAGCGAGACCUUCUCAAGCUGAUUGGAGUAGGCGAGUUCUCCAGUGAUGCCAAGUUCCUUGAUCCUUGUUUGUCCUAUGUCCUUCCGGAGGUCAUAUGCAAAUCGUGUAACCAUGUCCGUGACCUUGACCUCUGCAGAGAUCCCUACCUCAAUCACAAUGACUCCAAUGCGGCGUGGUCGUGUGUACAGUGUAAGGCAGCCUAUGACAUGACAGAGAUGGAACAGUGCCUCAUCGACUCCAUCAACCGCAAGUCAAUGGCUUAUGUACUGCAGGACCUGAAAUGUGUCAAAUGUCAGGGGGUGAAAGAGAGUAACAUGAUGAAGUACUGUAAGUGUGCCGGAGACUUUACAACCACAGCUGCACUUAAGGACUUCGAGAAGAGGCUCUGUACAUUCAGAGGCAUCGCCAGUCAUUAUAACAUGGUAGUACUGAUGGAGACAGUGGACUGGAUCAUCAAGAUGAACCCAAAUAUAGCCAGCUGAGGCGGCAAGGGAGAUAACACCUUUACUCAAAAACAUUGGUCUUCAAGGAAGAUAACUCAAAAAACAUGGGCUGAGGUGGCAAGGGAGAUAUCAUCUUUACUCAAAAAACAUGGUCUUCAAGGAAGAUAACUCAAAAAACAUGGGCUGAGGUGGCAAGGGAGAUAUCAUCUUUACUCAAAAAACAUGGUCUUCAAGGAAGAUAACUCAAAAAACAUGGGCUGAGGUGGCAAGGGAGAUAUCAUCUUUACUCAAAAAACAUGGUCUUCAAGGAAGAUAACUCAAAAAACAUGGGCUGAGGUGGCAAGGGAGAUAUCAUCUUUACUCAAAAAACAUGGUCUUCAAGGAAGAUAACUCAAAAAACAUGGGCUGAGGUGGCAAGGGAGAUAUCAUCUUUACUCAAAAAACAUGGUCUUCAAGGAAGAUAACUCAAAAAACAUGGGCUGAGGUGGCAAGGGAGAUACCAUCUUUACUCAAAAAACAUGGGUUGAGGUGACAAGGGAGAUAACAUCUUUACUCAAAAAACAUGGUCUUCAAGGACGAUAACUCAAAAAUCAGGGGCUGAGGUGACAAGAGAUAACAUCUUUACUCAAAAAACAUGGUCUUCAAAGACGAUAACUCAAAAAUCAGGGGCUGAGGUGACAAGGGAGAUAACAUCUUUACUCAAAAAACAUUGGUCUUCAAGGACGAUAACUCAAAAAUCAGGGGCUGAGGUGGCAAAAGAAACCACUUGGGAAACUGGGCCAAGUAGGCAAGGGAGAUAAUACCUUACUCGGAAAGCAUUUGACUUGAAGGAAGAUGAUUAAAAAGAACAUGGGCCAUGGUGGCAACUAACUUCGGAAAUCUUAACCCAUGCAAAGUGGGCUCUGUGGAGUGAUAAUUUCACUCAGGAAACCUUACUUGAGUAUUGCAGUCUAGCUUUCAAGGAAUAUAACUUCCCUUGAAAAACAGUUACCAGGGUAUAGCAAGUCGAGGAGGCAAGGGAGAUAACUUACAAAACAGAAGAUUUCACUCGGAAUUUUACUAUAGUGGUCUUGUGUUAGAAGUCAGUUUAGCUAAGAAAGUAUGAAUCCAAAAACAACCCAUUCCGAGACGAGAAUUCAGAUCUGCAUUCUGAGGAUAUUAAUCAAAUCUGUUACCUUUAACUGAGCAAGAUCAGCUUAUCUCGGUCGAGGGCUAAGAUUCUGCAACAUUUUUUUUCUCACACGUUUUAAUUCAAAAAUUUCAAUUCAAUUUCAUUCAAGUCUACAAGUAUCCAGUAUUGGGCUGCAAAUAAAUAUAACGGCAAAACAUAAUUAUUUUAUGCAGAUUGCCAAUUUCGAGCCGUUAGCACACGGAUGAAAACAUCACUUUGUGAAAAUUCAGCGAAAUGUCGUGUAAAGGUGCCAGAAAGAUAAAAUGAGGUAGAAAAAUCUAGCACAGGGUAUCCUGUGAGAUAUCCCUGUUUAAGGUGCAUGAUAAAUUAACCCUUUCACCACCUUAGACCAUAAUGGACCAAUCCGUAUAAAUGCAUGGCUGAGUCUACUAAAGUUACAUAGGGGUGAAAGGGUUAAGUGAUCCAGCCGGUUUAUUUGCUCAAAUGGGGGGGGGGAAUGUCAUGAUUAAAAGAUUAUACAAAUUUUAACUUAUUAAGGUGCAAUUAUAACCAUAAGAGUGAUGGUAUGGAUCUUUUGUGAAUCUUUUUUUUUUACAGAAUCAUGCUUUACUGAAAAGUAUGUUGAUUAAAAUACAAAUUGUCCUGAAUUUUUCAACAGCCAGCAAAAUCACUGUAAAUCCUAGAGGAUAGAUCGCAGUCUGUGGUUGACCUGCAUGCGAGUGAUUUCAGCUCUUGUAAAAUAUGUAAAAAUAAUCAUUUUCGUAACUUGUGAUACAUGUACAAUAUUGAUGUGCUUCCUUUGAUUUUCAAAAAAUAACAUAAAGGAAAUCAAAUUUUCUACACGGUUAAUUAACUCAUUCACCCCUACAUGUUAAAACUAGACUCGCCCAGUGUUUGAUUUGGUAAGGUACCAUCAUGACUUUAAGAGAUGAAUGAGUUGUAUGACGAUAGAAGUGCUGCUUAUUUUGUGUGUACAUGUAUGUAAAAUAAAUUAAUUUUAUAGAUUUAUGUAAAUUGAAUAAAAUGUUGACAAUUCAUAAGUAAAUGAAACACUGUGUUUGUGUAUACUGUAUAAAGUGUUUUAUCUACGCUUUCUAAGUCAUUUUCUAUCAAAUUCGGUAGUAUGUGGUUGUUUUGUAAAUUUUAUAGAUUUUAUAGAUUAAUGUAGAUUGGAAAAAAGUUCAUGAUUCGCAAUUAAGUAAAACACUCGUUUAAGUUGUUUCUGAAAAUUAGUGAGUUAUUCCUGUAUAAAAUUCAGGAAUUUAAUUUAUAUAGAUGGAAAAAAAGUUCAUGGUUAGCAAGUAAAUAAAAAACUUUAUCACAUAAUGUACUGUUAUCCAGUGAAUAUACCCAUGUCAUAUUUGUUUGCAUAUUAACCCUUGUAAUGUGACCUAUCAGCCCUGUGAUUGGAUCACGCCUAGGACAAGUACAUGACAUCACAGUCUUACUCAUUGUAGUAAAAAUGGCAGCUUUUUACAUUUCAAGGUUGCAUAAAAAUUGUCCUUUUACACGAAUAAAUGCCACAAAUCUUGAUUAUGUGAUAAAAAGGAUCUUGCACUCGUUUUCAUUUCAUAUGAAAUGGAAACUCAUGUAAGAUCCUAUAUGUAUUAUAUAAGUUGUUUCUGAAAAUUAGUGAGUUAUUCCUGUGUGAAAUUCAUUAAUUCACACAAAUUCAAAUUGAAAAUAAAUGAGUUUUUGAAUCUGUUGGUAGUAUUGUAUAUAUUGUGAUAAAUAUACUUUAACAGAGCUUUCUCAUUACAGAUGUUUUAACUCGUUCACCCCUGAAAUUUCAUGAUGAUACUCUUCCAAUCAAAGGUUGGAAUAAUUCAUCAUGAAAUUUCAGGGGUGAAUGGGUCAAUAGGUAUAGAAAAUAUUCCAUGUCUUUAUAAUGAAAACUCAGUUAUUACAGGGAUCAUUUUGCCUAGUUUUACAGGUGAAUACAGGCUGCUAAAAAGUGCUUCUUUUUCUCAAUUCAUGAAGGGUAGUUGUAAAAUUCAGAUAGAAAAAUUACUGGAUGAACAAUUCUGAGAUUUUUUAAUGUGUACCAAGCAUUAGAGAAAGUUGAAAAAAUCCUUCUCUGCUCAAGUUGGUUUAUGAUGGGGUUUGUGAAAAAUUCAUUAUAUUUUUGGAAGAAAAUAUUAGGUUGGGCUGGUAAAACUUCAAAAUCAACCUCUAGGCUAGUAAUUUAUAUAAAAUUGUACACCCCAGUAGUGAAAAAUUUCAAUAUUUACUAAGAUAUCAGGUUGGCUCGUAGAACUUUUGAAAUCAACCUGUUGCUAGUAAUCUAUAUAUUGUGAACCCUAGUUUGGAGAUUCUAUAAAAACAGCGGCCUGAUCAGGCAGAUUCCUUGAUUAAUACAUGAUGGUAUUUGAGCUGUGAUAACAACUGGUUCCUGUCUUGAACUCAUUCACCCCUGAAAUUUCAUAAUGAACUAUUCCAAACUUUGAAUUGGAAGAGUUCAAAUGUGUCUUCAGGGGUGAAUGAGUUAAGUUGAGAACUCAAGUUGAAGUGUGAAAUACUACUUCAAAAUAUAUGUAUUUCUGCCCUUUUUCCCCUUACAUAAAAAGGUGAAUUCAAAAGGGGGAUAUUGUGUGAUUUGACAUAUUUAAUUAUGUACUUUUAAAACACUGGAGAGCCAAAUUAAAUCCUGGAUGAGUUGGUUUUAAAACUUAGAGCAAAAACAAUUGGCAAGGUAGAAAUAAAUAGUGAACAGAUUUUAUUUUAGUUACUUCUGUUAAUAUUUUCCUUUUGAAAUCAUGAUUUCUAGCUCUACAGCAUUUGUUUAUUUCAUAGCUAAUUACUCUGUGGUGUAAUUUUACCAAGGGGUUCAGCAAAUUUCUGCACAUGAAAACAAUGAGAUAUGAGGAUUUUUUUCUGAUACAUUGUACUUUCAAUUUUAUACAAAAAAAUACAAAUAAAAACCAAAAAAUACAAAG
Mizuhopecten yessoensis (Yesso scallop) is the source of this 10964-nucleotide messenger RNA. RefSeq names its product DNA polymerase epsilon catalytic subunit A-like. Gene Ontology annotation, molecular function: zinc ion binding; single-stranded DNA 3'-5' DNA exonuclease activity; DNA-directed DNA polymerase activity. The record is from RefSeq and is a predicted model, not a curated record. Bases 96 to 6935 code for a protein of 2279 amino acids. The transcript has 52 exons. Gene Ontology annotation, biological process: base-excision repair, gap-filling; leading strand elongation; nucleotide-excision repair, DNA gap filling. NCBI's taxonomy places the organism in Eukaryota, Metazoa, Mollusca, Bivalvia, Pectinida, Pectinidae. Gene Ontology annotation, cellular component: nucleus; epsilon DNA polymerase complex.